This is a messenger RNA of Lodderomyces pseudojiufengensis, 1728 nucleotides long. RefSeq names its product guanosine diphosphatase (gene GDA1). NCBI's taxonomy places the organism in Eukaryota, Fungi, Ascomycota, Pichiomycetes, Serinales, Debaryomycetaceae. Gene Ontology annotation, biological process: protein N-linked glycosylation; nucleoside diphosphate catabolic process. The record is from RefSeq and is a predicted model, not a curated record. Gene Ontology annotation, cellular component: membrane; Golgi apparatus. The coding region runs from base 1 to 1728 and encodes 575 amino acids. Gene Ontology annotation, molecular function: GDP phosphatase activity; UDP phosphatase activity. The transcript has a single exon.
AUGCUCAAUACUAGAAAUAUAAGGUUAGUACUUGCAGUAUUAGCUAUACUUGGUAUAAUAGCAUUUUUUGCAACAUCUCAAAAUUCAAUAGGAGAAAACAUACAAAGAGUAAAUAAACCAGCUGCCAACAGUGAUAUAAAAGUUGAAUCACCUGUAGAUAAUAAAAAUCAAAAAGAAGAGAUUAAACAACAAAUACCUCAACAACAACAACAACAACAAUCAGCAGAAAUUGAAAUUGAAGAUGAUGAAAGUUCAAAUACUUUACAAGGAUCUAAAUAUCAAGGUACUAAAGCUCCAUAUGAAAAAGAUGAUAAACCAAAAAAAGUAAUAGCUGAAAAAUUUACACCAGAAAGUAAUAAAGAAACUAAUGAUAAAACUAAGAUUACAACACCAAAAGAAUCUAAUUUUAAACAAGAUUGUAAUGAUGUUGAAUAUGUUAUAAUGAUAGAUGCAGGAAGUUCAGGUUCAAGAAUUCAUGUAUAUGAAUUUAAUACAUGUGUUCAACCUCCAAAAGUAUUAUCUGAAGAAUUUAAAAAAUUAGAACCUGGUUUAAGUUCUUAUGAUACUGAUACUAUUGGAGCAGCAAAAUCUUUAGAUCCAUUAUUAGAAGUAGCUUUAUCUAAAAUACCUGAAUCAAAACAAAAAUGUACACCAAUUGCUGUUAAAGCAACUGCUGGUUUAAGAUUAUUAGGUGAAACUAAAUCAGAAGCAAUAUUACAAGAGGUUAAGAAACAUUUACUCGAAAAUUAUCCUUUCGCGGUUGUACCUGGAGAUGGAAUUUCUAUAUUAGAUGGAAAAGAUGAAGGAGUAUAUGCAUGGGUUACAGCAAAUUAUUUAUUAGGAAAUAUUGGAAAUAAAGAUAAAUUACCAACUGCAGCAGUAUUUGAUUUAGGUGGAGGAUCCACUCAAAUUGUAUUUGAACCUGAAUAUAAAGAUCAAUUACCAAUAGAAGGAGAAACAAAACAUAAAUUUUCAUUUGGUGAACAUGAUUUUACAUUGUAUCAAUUUAGUCAUUUAGGUUAUGGAUUAAUGGAAGGUAGAAAUAAAAUAAAUAAAUUAAUAUUAGAAAAAUAUUUAAAAAAAGAAGAAGGAUCAAAAUUGAAAUCUUAUAAAACAAAAGAUGAAGCAAAAGAAGUUAAUGCUGAUGUUGAAUUAUUGAAUCCUUGUAUUGCACCUGAAGUUAUAGCAAAAAAUAUUCAAGUUAAAAUUGAUGAUAAUAUUUAUGUUGUUAAUAUGAAAGGACCAUCACAAGCUUCAGGUGGAGCUCAAUGUAGAUAUUUAGCAGAACAAAUUUUAAAUAAAGAAGCUUCAUGUAAUUCAAAACCUUGUUCAUUUAAUGGAGUUCAUCAACCAUCAUUAACUCAUACUUUUAAUAAAAAUUCAGAUAUGUUUAUAUUUUCAUUUUUUUAUGAAAGAACAAAUCCAAUUGGAAUGCCAUCAAGUUUUACAGUUGAAGAAUUAAGAGAUUUAACAAAAUCAGUAUGUUCUGGAGAAUCAAUGUGGAAAGAUUUCUUUUUAGAUGAUCAUUUAAUAAAUUUAUCAAAAAAUCCUUUAUGGUGUUUAGAUUUAAGUUUUAUAACUGCUAUGUUACAUACAGGUUAUGAUAUUCCUUUAAAUAGAGAAUUAAGAACUGCUGAAAAAAUAGAUAAUAAUGAAUUAGGUUGGUGUUUGGGAGCUUCUUUACCUUUAUUAGAUAAAACAAAUCCUACUUGGAAAUGUAGGGAAUAA